GAUCAUCUUGGAGUAUCAUGCUCGAAAUGGAGAUCUGGAAACAAAAUCCAUUGAUCUACUGGACUUGGCGCCCACUACAGAGGUGGAUGGAUUGGUCAAACGGCUGGUGCGAGAAGAGCCAUUGCUUUCAGACAGCACCAAAGACACGCUGCAGAAGAUGAUCACCAAACUCAUUGAGAAGGGAACGGAUCAGUCCUCCCAACGCUUCACGUUGUACAAGAUUCUGCGAGGGCAUCAGCUGCCACUCACCAGUUGCGCUUUCAACAAGUCUGGCUCCAAGGUCAUCACAGGUUCGUUUGAUCGAAGCUGCAGAGUGUGGGAUACCUCGAGUGGGGAGGAACUCUUGGCGCUGAACGGGCAUAGCGAUUUGAUCUAUGCCAUCGCCUUAAAUAACCCCUUUGGAGACAAGAUCACCACGGGAAGCUUCGAUCGAAUUGCCCGGGUGUGGGACGCGAGCACAGGCGACUGCAUUCAUACACUGACAGGACAUUCAAAAGAGAUCACAUGCAUCGGUUUUAACCAUCUCAGUACCGUACUGGCCACUGGCAGCGCGGAUCAUAGCGUGAAGCUCUGGGACGUGGAAGUGGGGUUGCAGAUUCGAUCGAUGGAGGGACACACAGGGGAAAUCAGCUCUUUGUGCUUCAGCAGCGAUGGUGAAAAGCUGCUCACUGGAUGCUUUGACAGCACCGCCAAGCUUUGGGAAGUCGCUCGCGGCCGAUGUCUUUACACCCUCUCCGGCCAUGGUGCCGAGCUCAAGAACAAGCAGAUCCAGGAGGGGCAUCGCGGCUACAUCUCAGUGGCACGCUUUGACUUCACGGAUCGUUUGUGUGUGACUGCCAGCAUGGAUGGCACCUGCAAGCUUUGGAGAUGCGCCAAGGGCCGGUGCAUUGAGACGUUACGCAAUCACAACCAACAGCCUGUCCUGGACGCGUGUUUCAAUCAGACGGGCAGCCGCCUCGCCUCGGCCUCCAGCGACUGCACCUGCGUGGUCUAUGCCUUGGCCGCGGCAGGACCGGAGGAGAGCCAUAGCGUUCAACGGCAGGCCAUGUCCACGGUGCUCUGCAGAUUGGUGGGACAUGAGAAGGAAAUCUCCAGAGUCCAGUUUAGCCCCAACGGGCAAAAGAUCCUCACCGCCUCAGCGGAUAAGACGUGCCGUCUGUGGGGCAUGACAGGCACCUGUUUGCAGGUUUUUUCAGGACACAGUGAUGAGAUUCUGCACUGCACCUUCAACUACGAUGGUGAUUGUAUUCUCCUGGCUUCCAAAGACAAUACCUGCAGCAUUUGGAAAGAUGUGAAUCUCGCAUUGGAAGAGCAAUAG
Messenger RNA from Cladocopium goreaui, 1318 nucleotides. NCBI's taxonomy places the organism in Eukaryota, Dinophyceae, Suessiales, Symbiodiniaceae. The record is from the annotation of a GenBank genome assembly.